AAACAAUAUGAAAUCAAUUUUUGAAUUAAUUGUAUAAAUAGGGAUGUGUAAGUAAAAUUUUAUUUCUUUCUCAUUUCAGUUCUAUCUAAAAGUUACUGUUAAAUUUUGUGCAACAUGCAACAAUUCAACGAAAAGUUAAACUCAGUGUCUUUCAACUUGAAAAUUGUUCCAGACAAGAAAAAUCUGUUUACAAUCGACAAAGCGAGAGUAUUGGGUGACAUUAAAGCUAUCUUCAUCAACGCUAAAGUCACUUCGGCUGAAAUUACGGAUCACUGUGGUAACAAAUAUCGUUAUAGUGAUGGUGAAUUCCUGGACCCUGUUAAGCUUGAUACUUGGACUGAUAAACCUCUAGAUUUGCCUUCAAUUUAUGGAUGGAAAGGUUCAAUUGAUUUGAAGACCAACCAGUUGGGAGAUUUAGUCAGCAAUUUAUCGCCUCUGGGUGGAAAACACGAUGAAUCUUAUGGUUAUUUUUGGAAAUUUGAUGAAAAUUCUUUAAAUUUUCGUCGAGUUAUUGGAGCUACAUCUUUCAAGUCUAAGCUGCCUUCCAAUAUUGCUAACUUUGCUUUCGGAAACAUCGUUAAUGGCGACUGUUUUGUCUCUCAUUUCAGUACUCCGUCAAAAAUACAAAUUGAUGAUUUAAAUGUUGAAUUAGUUCCUCACAAAAAUGAACUAAAUUUAAUGUUUACUAUGAUUGAUGAGAAUGGGACCGAGAAAAAAGUGAUGUUUCGUUAUGAUUGCAACUCAAUUAAAAGUGUUAACAUUCACCAUGUACAGCCCCUUGGUUUCUCCUUUUAUGCCGAACUGUCCAAUGCUCCAAAGAUGUUUGUGGCUGAUGGUCAAAGCUGCCUGAAUAAUGAUAGAAAGCAAAUUGAAUGGAAACGAAAGGGUUCCUGUGGGCGUAUUUCUCAAGAUUUAAUUGGUAAAUGUAAUGUUUUACGAUUAACCUGGUUGUCUUAUGAUACAUCUUAUAUACCGGCUUUGUACCUUUGGCGUCGUCACUUUAAAUUUAAUCUUUCAUUUGGAAGCAUCGUAAAUUACAGCGAUGAAUUUGUUGACGAAUCUACAGAUAUGGAAUUUCCUGAUAAGAUCAAAUAUCUCCUAGCUUGCAUGAAAUCAUUGAGCUUCAAUUAUCAGGACGAUCUUCAAAUUAACCACAAAGGAGAGAAAAUUAUUAACGAAUUUAUGAAAAAACAAAUUGCUGCGGGAAAAAGUGAUCAAGUUCAACAAGCUCUUAAUCGCCUUCACGGUGAUUUUGUUAAUGGUAAAGUUCACAAUGUCUUUGAGCAUUUUAAAUAUCUCUUGACCAAAGUUAAACUGCAAUGGGCCAACAUCAAAGAUCUUGAACGAGACACUGAGCAUAUAAAAUAUGUAAAGACUGCAAUUUUAACUCCGAGCAGAACUGUUUUCAUGCCACCAGUCAUGACAAGAACGUGCAAAUUUCUUGACUUAGCUGAAACAGAUUGUGUUUUACGUGUCAUCUAUAGAGAUGAAAACUAUGGAACUUUGAGUUCUACAUUCAAGAACUUCAAUCAACACAAAGGAAAAAGUUAUGAUGAGGAAAACGUGGACUGUGUAACCUCCAUGUUGAAAGACAGAAUACUUAAAAAUGGCCUUUGUGUUGCUGAUCACACCUAUCAAUACUUCGGUGCAUCUCCAUCACAACUUAAAGAUGGUGGUAUGAUGCUAUAUGCGAAAGACUCACAGAAUCGAACUGCAGCCUCAAUCCGAAACUCACUUGGUAUUGUGAAGGAAAAAAGUGUUCCCAAAUAUAUGUCCAGAAUUGGACUCAGUUUAAGCCAAGUUAUGGCUUUUGUUGAUCUGCCUGAGUAUACAAAAAUAUAUUUAACCAGUGAUAUUUAUGGAGGCUCUCAUCCAGACUCUGGUAAGCCUUAUAAUUUCACUGAUGGAUGUGGUUCCAUAUCAUUGGAAGCUGCUCGUUAUAUUUAUGAUGAUUUAAUUAGACAGAAAGUAUUGGAGCGCAAAGAUGAUGACAGUUAUAUACCAUCAGCGUUUCAAAUAAGGUUCAUGGGAUCAAAAGGAAUGCUGGUAGUUGAUCCUGACCUGAUUGGAAUGACUAUUGUUAUUCGCGAAAGCAUGCAAAAGAUGUAUACCGAGAAAGAUAGACUCGGGAUCGUUAAAGUCUCUGAACCAAGAAGAGCUUAUCUGAACAAGCCUUUUAUUAUGGUUCUAAACCAGAUCGGAUUGUGGAACGAGCUCUUCAUAAAGCUUAUCUUCGCUACAUUCCAGUUGAAUUCUUUGUUUUAUGACGAUCAAGUAGCUUUGAUGACCAUGAAGCUAUAUACACAUUUGAAUCGUGUAGUGAACCUAGACGCUUUUGCUAACUGUAACUUUAGCUUCACGAAUGACUCUUUCUUUCAAGCCAUUUUACAUCUUGCCGUGAAACAAGCUUUUGAUAGUUUGAAGACUAAACAAAGAAUUCCUUUGCCGUGGCUUGAGGCACGAACAAUGCUCGGAGUUUUUGAUACUACAGCAAAAUCUUCAAAGGUUUUAGCUAAUUUUGAAAAAGGUAUCUGUCAACCUCCCGAAUUUCCUGACAGUAUAAAUGGGCUUGGAUCCGGUGUUCUUAAAGCAGGACAAGUUUUUUGUUGGCCUUCUGAUUUUACUGAACCUCUAAGAGGAGAAGUAAUUGUUACAAAAUUUCCAACAUCUGAUCUUGGUGGUGUUCGUAGAUUGGUCGCAGUUGAUUGUAAACAACUGCAUGCGAUAAGAGAUUGUAUAGUGUUUCCAGUAGAUGGUAAACGUCCUCAUCAAGACGAAAUGGCUGGGUCUGAUUUAGAUGGAGAUGAGUAUUGUGUCAUUUGGAUGGACGAUAUCCUCGGAAUUCAAGAACGAAUUCCAAUGACCUAUCCAGAAAACCCUAAAGCUGAAACUCAAGAGGAAAUAAGUGACGAGCUUAUGAUUGAACACCAUAUAAACUGUGUGAGAUCAGAUCAGGUUGGAAUGAUUGCAAAUGCACAGUUAGCAUUAGCUGAUAGUAAAGGUUACGACUCUCCUGUGUGCCGAAGAUUGGGUCGUAAAUAUAAUGGAGCAUUGGAUGCUCCUAAGAAUGGAUUUAAUGCUGAGUAUUUACUUGAACGUGGUGAUCGACCUUUGGAAUUUCCUGAUUUUAUGGAUAAAUGGUCAAUUAAGCCGACAUACUAUUCAACCAGUGCUUGUGGUGAAAUUUAUCGUUUGGUUAAUUUGUAUCAACACUCAUUAAACUUUUUGACUGUGCCUGCAGUAUUUGAACCCAGCUCCGAUAUUGAUGAACGUUUACUUCAUCCAAGAAUGCUGAAAUUUAUUACAUUCGCUACAGAAAGUUUACUUGUUUAUGAAUCAACCAUAAAUCACCUGUUGAAAAUAUAUGGACUCAAAUCGGAAGUUGAGUUAUUCACGGGGAUUCUCGAUGAAUCCUCUUCUUCCAUUCUUAAUGAGUCAAGUCGAUUUAAAGACAAAGAAGACGCAAUGAUAGCCGCUAUAAACUCAUCGCUAAUUAAUAAAAUGGAUGAACUAUUUGAUUCUAAACUGAUCAAUGCAUCCGAAGACGAUAAGAUGGCUGCAGCUUCAGCCAUUUACUAUGUAUCUAAACAGAAAGUCAAAGAAACGACAAAUAGUUAUAUUGGAUUGCCUUUUAUUGGCAAGUGUGGUUUCUACUUACGACAAUACAUGAAAUAUAAAGUUACUACAAAAAAUCAAAUAAAAACGGCAACGACGAACACUGCCGCUAUUCAUAAUCAAUCAAUAAUUGAACAUCCAUUGACGACAUCAGCAAAUAGUAAUAUAAAAGAUAAAGUUAUAAACAUCAUUAAAACGUUUUUAGCCUAUGGUAAAGUGCCAAAAGAUAUAAUCCUGGCAAUCGAAUCGCGAAUCGACAAAGUAAUGAGCCGAGAUGAUUCAUGUGCUGUUGUCAGCUUACCAGAUAAUAAUUUGAUUGCUAAUCUUUUGCAAGAAAUUAACCGUAUAUCGACAAACUUGGCUGGGCUGAAAAAUAAUGAAUUGAAUCUUGAUCAAUUCAUCGAUACUACUAUCCCAACACUAAUUUGGUCGUUAUUGGUCGCUGAAACAAAAGAAGUGACAACGUCAGAUUAUAUUAAUAAAUCUUUCCUGGUUCAGUGUGGUAAGCGAGGAAUACACAAAUCAUUAUGGAUACUUCUCGAGAAAACUUUAGCUGCCGAUACUCAGAUAGAGAUACUAUUUGAGUCAAAGGAAAAUAACUCAAUUCCAGUCGUGAUUCAUGGUUCGCCUAAAUCAAUAUGGAUGGCAAAAAUUAUCAUUGGAAUUCACAAUCGACUAACCUCGAUUAACUUUAAAAACUAUGCAACCUGACAGUAUGUUCAACAAUGUCCACACAUUUCAUUGUUUUCAUACUCGGGUUCUUAGUGGUUACACUAAUCAUCAGGUCUACGACACCAAUGAUAUCAUUUGGGUAAAUCGUUUGAAGCAUCAAAUCGUAAAUCCAAUAACAUCGGCUGUAAACUUUUAUCAUUGAAUGUUAGUUAGACUUGGUGGUUAAUGUAAUAAACCAUAUUUCUAUUAAACAAAUACAAUAGCUAUGCCUGAAUGAAGCACAUCGCUAUUGUAUUAACUAGUCCAUUUAUUGAGAACCAAGAGAGUGCAUGGGACAGAACCUUAACCGAAAGUUACAAUAUAAAACAAAAAAAACGGUUAUUCCGAAGUUUUUCAAUCUUUGAUUGAGAUUUACCCAAAAUUGUUAAACUUUCAAUCUAGAUUCUAUCUCGUUCAGUCCCUUAGCUCUCAAUUAAUGAUCUAGUACAACUUUCUUUUCCUUAUAUUAAUGUAAUCUGACAUUGAAAAUAAAAAAUAAAGUAUUAAAAAUUUAAAAA
Messenger RNA from Tetranychus urticae (two-spotted spider mite), 4844 nucleotides. RefSeq lists its product as uncharacterized. Gene Ontology annotation, molecular function: RNA-directed RNA polymerase activity. Gene Ontology annotation, biological process: siRNA processing. NCBI's taxonomy places the organism in Eukaryota, Metazoa, Arthropoda, Arachnida, Trombidiformes, Tetranychidae. Gene Ontology annotation, cellular component: nuclear RNA-directed RNA polymerase complex. The record is from RefSeq and is a predicted model, not a curated record.